Molossus molossus (Pallas's mastiff bat) is the source of this 1170-nucleotide messenger RNA. Its product is annotated as double C2-like domain-containing protein gamma. Bases 1 to 1170 code for a protein of 389 amino acids. The transcript has 10 exons. NCBI's taxonomy places the organism in Eukaryota, Metazoa, Chordata, Mammalia, Chiroptera, Molossidae. The record is from RefSeq and is a predicted model, not a curated record. Gene Ontology annotation, cellular component: membrane.
AUGGCGGGCACUGCAGCAGCGAGCUCCAGGCGGCCACAGCGGGUGAGCAUGCAGGAGCACAUGGCCAUCAACGUGAACCCAGGACCCAUCCGGCCCAUCCACCUCAUUUCCGAUUACUUCCCACACUUCUACCCCUUUGCUGAGCCCGUCCUGCGUGCCCCCCGCCCACACCGCGCAGUGGCCUCUGACAUCCGCUCUGCACCCCAACUGCAGCCAGACCCAGAGCCAGAGGGAGACUCAGACGACAGCACUACCCUGGGUACCCUGGAGUUCACACUUCUUUUCGAUGCGGACAACAGCGCCCUGCACUGCACGGCUCACCGUGCCAAGGGCCUCAAGCCACCAGCCUCAGGCUCCCUGGACACUUAUGUCAAAGCCAACCUGCUGCCAGGGGCCAGCAAGGCCAGCCAGCUGCGGACACGUACAGUUCGGGGCACGAGGGGACCUGUCUGGGAAGAGACACUCACUUACCAUGGCUUCACCUGCCAGGAUGCUGGGCACAAGACCCUGCGGUUGUGUGUGUGUGAGGACCCGCGGCUGCGGCGACCUCGGCGACGAAUGCCUCCCCUGGGGGAGCUGCGGGUGCCCCUGAGGAAGCUGGUGCCCAACUGUGCCAGGAGCUUCGAUGUGUGUCUGGAGAAGCGCAGGCUGACCAAGAGGCCCAAGAACCUGGACACGUCCCGUGGCAUGUCCCUGUAUGAGGAGGAGGCGGAGACAGAGGUGGCUGGGGAGGAACGUGGGCGCAUCCUGCUGUCACUGUGCUACAGCUCUCGGCGAGGGGGCCUGCUGGUGGGGGUGCUGCGCUGUGCCCACCUUGCCCCCAUGGAUGCCAAUGGCUACUCGGACCCCUUCGUCCGCCUAUUCCUGCAUCCAAAUGUGGGGAAAAAAUCUAAGUACAAGACUAACGUUCGAAAGAAGACCCUGAACCCCGAAUUCAAUGAGGAAUUUUUCUAUGCAGGCCCAAGGGAGGAGCUGGCCCAGAAGACACUACUGGUAUCAGUAUGGGACUAUGACCUGGGUACAGCCAACGACUUCAUUGGUGGGGUACAGCUGAGUGCCUGGGCCAGUGGCGAGCGCCAGCGGCACUGGAGAGAGUGCUUGGGCCGCAGUGACCACCGGCUGGAGUUGUGGCACCCGCUGGACGGUGCGCCCCUCCAGCUCCGCAACUAG